Messenger RNA from Danaus chrysippus (African queen), 234 nucleotides. NCBI's taxonomy places the organism in Eukaryota, Metazoa, Arthropoda, Insecta, Lepidoptera, Nymphalidae. The record is from the annotation of a GenBank genome assembly.
AUGCAGUUGAUUGUGCUAUGCCUUUGCGUCUGUGCGUGUGUUGUAGGUCAGGAUAUAGAAGCUAUGAGGAACAUGCCGAAAUAUGAUUCGAGAUAUGAUUAUUUAGAUGUGGAUGGUUUGUUUAAUAGCAAACGUCUUGUAAAGAACUAUGUUGAAUGUCUUGUGAACGGCCAGAGAUGCUCGCCCGAGGGGAAGGCGCUGAAAAUUAAAAUUCAAGAAUGGAUAUGUGAAUGA